Messenger RNA from Notechis scutatus (mainland tiger snake), 7399 nucleotides. It is a transcript of the gene SNRK, whose product is annotated as SNF related kinase. Gene Ontology annotation, molecular function: protein serine/threonine kinase activity; ATP binding. Gene Ontology annotation, cellular component: cytoplasm. Gene Ontology annotation, biological process: protein phosphorylation; intracellular signal transduction. The record is from RefSeq and is a predicted model, not a curated record. Lineage: Eukaryota; Metazoa; Chordata; Lepidosauria; Squamata; Elapidae.
CGUCCUCGGACUACGAGCUGUUGUUGUUGUCAGUACAUUUCGUCGCCUGCCGUGGAACGCAGGAAGUGCGAGCGUAGUCCGUUGGACACAGAGUCUUCGGAACUUAAAAGAAAGGGGUGCGGGCCACGAGUCGCAGAGCGAUCGUAGUGGCCGGUUGGCGCUUCUUCGCUAAAGAGGACGAUCUGCAGUCCUCUACCCGAUGUGGUUGUAGACAGUGAACACUCAAGUGGAACCUUCGCUUUCCAUGCAGAGAGCGGCGGGUGGGAAGUCGAGGCCGCGACAAAAGAAAAGCCUGCCGCCGUCACCAGUACCGAGAGAAAUAGCAGUGAAAGAAUGUGAAACUGGGUACUGGAUAUAGAAAUGUCAGCAGAUGAAUCUUCUAAAAUAAGAAAACUUGCAACUUGAUGAUCAAAGCAUAACUAAGAUGUUACCUUUGAAAAGUGCAUUGCCAAGGUGCAUUUGGCAGCGAAGAUGAAUUGUACAUCUAUUACAGAAAUGCUUAUAUGAAAAGACACACAUUUUAGAAAGUGUCAGCAUUACUACUUGGAGAGUAUGGCAGGUUUUAAACGAGGAUAUGAUGGAAAAAUUGCUGGAUUGUAUGAUUUGGAUAAAACCCUAGGCAGAGGGCAUUUUGCUGUGGUGAAGCUUGCCCGACAUGUAUUUACAGGUGAAAAAGUGGCAGUAAAAGUAAUUGACAAGACCAAAUUAGAUACUCUUGCCACAGGACAUCUUUUCCAAGAAGUCAGAUGUAUGAAACUAGUGCAGCAUCCUAAUAUUGUUCGUCUGUAUGAAGUUAUUGACACUCAGACCAAACUUUAUUUGAUCUUAGAACUUGGUGAUGGAGGAGAUAUGUUUGAUUACAUCAUGAAACACGAAGAAGGUCUUAAUGAAGAUCUGGCAAAGAAAUAUUUUGCUCAGAUUGUUCAUGCUAUAUCCUACUGUCAUAAACUGCAUGUCGUUCACAGAGACUUAAAACCAGAAAAUGUUGUCUUUUUUGAAAAACAAGGACUUGUGAAAUUAACUGAUUUUGGAUUUAGCAACAAAUUUCAGCCUGGGAAAAAACUUACAACAAGUUGUGGCUCUCUUGCAUAUUCUGCACCUGAAAUUUUACUUGGCGAUGAAUAUGAUGCACCUGCAGUAGAUAUAUGGAGUCUGGGAGUUAUUCUUUACAUGUUGGUAUGUGGACAACCACCUUUUCAAGAAGCAAAUGAUAGUGAAACUUUGACCAUGAUAAUGGAUUGCAAAUACACAGUACCAUCCCGGGUGUCCAAAGAAUGUAAAGAUUUAAUUACACGAAUGUUGCAAAGAGAUCCCAAACGAAGGGCAUCUUUGGAAGAAAUUGAAAAUCACCCUUGGCUACAAGGAGUUGAUCCUUCACCUGCGACAAAAUAUAAUAUUCCUUUGGUUUCAUAUAAAAAUCUUUCAGAGGAAGAGCACAAUAGCAUCAUACAACGCAUGGUUCUUGGAGAUAUUGCAGAUCGAGAUACUAUUGUUGAGGCUCUGGAAACUAACAAAUACAAUCACAUCACUGCUACCUACUUUUUACUAGCAGAGCGGAUUUUAAGAGAGAAACAAGAAAAAGAAAUACAAACCAGAUCAGCAAGUCCAAGCAAUAUAAAAGCACAAUUUAGGCAAUCAUGGCCAACAAAAAUAGAUGUUCCCCAAGAUUUAGAUGAUGACCUUACAGCUUCUCCAUUAUCCCAUGCAGCUGUUCCCCAAUCUCCUGCUCGUAAUGCUGAAAAUGUUCUUAAUGGACAUAGAAGUAAGGCACUUGAGUCGGUCAAGAAAGAGGAUGUUCCUGAAUUAGCUGGACCAGCACUUUCAGUUGUUCCCUCAGUGAAUUUAAAACCUACAACUAGUAGUCGGAAGUGCUUGUUUAGAGUAGAAGAAGAUGAAGAGGAGGAUGAAGAAGAUAAAAAAAUUGUUUCUCUGUCAAAUCAAGUUGUUCUGCGUCGUAAGCCUUCUGUUACAAAUCGUCUUACUUCUCGAAAAAGUGCCCCCGUUCUAAAUCAGAUUUUUGAGGAAGGGGAAUCUGAUGAUGAAUUUGAUAUGGAUGAGAAUUUGCCCCCUAAAUUAAGUCGCCUAAAAAUGAAUAUUGCUUCACCCAGCACUGUGCAUAAACGUUACCACAGAAGGAAAAGUCAGGGUCGUGGAUCUAGUUGCAGUAGCUCAGAAACAAGUGAUGAUGACUCAGAAAGUAGGCGGCGUUUAGAUAAAGACAGUGGAUUUACUUAUUCCUGGCAUAGAAGAGAUAGUAGUGAAGGUCCUCCAGGAAAUCAAGGAGAUGGAAGUGGACAAGGAAAACCAAGCAAUGGAAAUGGAGGGAUUGACAAAACAAGUCCUGGUGAUAAUCAUAAAGAGGGUGGAAGUCCUUCCAGUAGCUCUAACGGAAGCACGAAUAAUAAUUCAGGUUCUACUCGCAGAUGUGCAGGAUCUGGUAAUGCCAUGCAGUUGUCAUCAAGAAGUGCGGGUGAUCUGGUUGAAAGUCUCAAGUUGAUGAGCAUUUGUUUAGGUUCUCAGAUUCACAGUAGCACUAAAUACAUAAUUGAUCCCCAAAAUAUUUCGUUUUCCAGUGUGAAGGUGCAGGAGAAAUCAACAUGGAAAAUGUGCAUAAGUUCUGGGAAUGUAAAUCCAGUUUCAUCUUUGAGCAGCAUAAAAUUGUUUUCUGACCAAAUGUCAGGUGCGGCAAAUGAGUUAGAACAAAUAAAGAACAAGAACUUGAAAAAUAAUGUGCUACAACUACCUCUGUGUGAAAAAACAAUAUCUGUGAACAUUCAGCGAAACCCGAAGGAGGGACUGUUAUGUACAUCAAGUCAGACAACUUGUUGUCAUGUUGUUUGACAAUAAUCAUAUUUAACCCAUUCUACUUGACAUCACCAAUCUUCCUGUUCAGAGCUGUGAAUACUUUAUUUCACUGAACUUUUGUUACUUUGUCUUACUAUGUUAACAUAGGCUUUAAGCAGUAAUUUAUUAGAGUUUAAUUUAGUUUUGCUUGUUAUGACAAAGCAUGAUACUGUGCAUGUUGCUAGCCAGUAAUUUCUUUUGUUCCAAACAAACCCAAGAGCCGCGGUGAUAAUAGUGGUUAGAAUGCAGUACUGCAGGCUACUUCUGCUGACUCCCAGCUGCCUGCAGUUUGGCAGUUUGAGUCACCGGCUCAAGGUUGACUCAGCUUUCCAUCCUUCUGAGGUCGGUAAAAUGAGGGCCCAGAUAGUUGGGGUCUGCUCUGAUUUGGUAAACUGCUUAGACAAAGCUGUAAAGCACUGUGAAGUGGUAUAUAAGUCUAAGUGCUGUUGUUAUUUUUCUAUCUUUCUAAUUUUACUGUAGAAAAUCUGGAUUAUAGUAAGACUUGUGUCCAAAUCCAGUAUAAAGUAAGCACUUAGUAGUUUCACAUUCUGCACUUAAAUUAGAAACAUCAUUUUUGUUUCUUUGUAAGACGUCAAAUUAUGUUCAGAUCUUCUGUGUUAAAAUAUAUGAGAUGUGGCAUAAUUAUCUGUGUUUGCAACAGAACCAAAGCAAUAAAAUGUUGAUACUGAAAUCUCUUCUGGAGGUUUUAGAAUUUCAAGCCUUGUACAAAGCAAAAGUGCACUGAAAAGUUAUCUUCAACUCUUGAUUUUUAAUCCGACAUCUUUGUCUUAAAUGCAUGAGUGAUGGCUAAAAUGAAGAUUUUGAUUUGAUACAGACAAGAUAAAAAAAAAUCUCCAAGGCAGCUUUCCCCAUAAUUAAAUGCAAAUAAUCUUUUUAAAAAAGAGUAAUCUAACAAAGGAAUAGUGUAAUUUAAAAAAAAUUCCCCAUCCAAGGGAAAGCAUUCAUUACUAUUAAAUAUAAUUGGUUGUAAGUAUUGUGCAAAAUAUGUAAAAUGGACCAAUUUGUGGUUUAUUCAAAUAGAUCUCUAGUUGAUAUCUAUUCCAAUAAAUCAUUUCAUAUAUAGUAACUGUUGAUAAAGAUAUUGAAAAAACAUUUUUUCCAAAUUUACUUUCCACUAUGCCAUUUAAUAUUUUCAUUAUUAAUGGAAUUGUCAUAGAGAGUUGAUUAAAGAUAUAAUAAAGUAAUUUGAGCAUGCAGAUAAAUGAGACAAGAUGGGUAAUUGUCACUUUUGUAUAGUGUUAAUUAUAUUCUGAAGUUAAAUGCUUCAGAAUACCGAAAUGCAUACAGAAAAUUCAGCUAGACAUUUCUAGUAAAGGAGAGAGAGUAGGAAUAAUUGCUGGAAUCUGAACAAAAGAAGAGUCUGUUCAGAUUAUCAGAGCCUAAUUGGAAUACUUUAAUAUGCCCCAUGGCAAGAUAGGUGGCAAAUAAAUUUGAUAAUAACAUAUCCCAAGUUCUCUCCAUGGAUUCAAAAUGCAGCAUGGAUUAUCUUACUGGAAAACAAAUUAUUUUAAUUAGACAUUUAGUUUGGAAUGUGAUAUAUAAUUUGCUUUGAUAAUUUUCCAAAUCAAUAACACAAGUUGGUAUGGAGCAUUUUCUUUCAUUCUUGAGUAUUUGCUUUUUUAAAAUCCCUUGCUACUGAAAUGCCAGCAAAUGAAUGUUUUGGCACUUUUUCCUGUUAAAAUACUUUUGACUAGAUGAAUUAACUUUUCUGAAUAUGUAUCUAGAAUAAAAUAUCCCCAAUUUGGGGAAAUAUAAGAGUGUUAUUUUCUUGCUCUGUGCACUUGAGUCUUCAAAGCAAUGCUGGUAAAAAAAAAACUGAUGGUAUUUUGUAGCAGCAACCCAGACAGUUGUCUGAGAGAGUUUACAUAAGAUGUGUUCAGAAAGUAUUCACACUAUCUUUUGUCAAUUUUGUUAUGCUGCAGCCUGAUUCUACAGUUGUUGAAAUUCAUUUUUUCUCAAUCUACACUCAAUAUCCCAUAAAGUGAAAACAAAAGUUUACAAAUCUCUGUAAAUUUAUUAAAAAGAAAAAACUCAAAUAUCACAUUGGCAUAAGUAUUCAGACCCUUCAGUCAGUAUUUAUUGAAGCAUCUUUGGCAUCAAUUACAGCCUCAAAUCUUUUGGAGUAUGAAGCAUCAAGCUUUGCACAUCUGGAUUGGGUGAUUUUCUACCAUUCUGCCUUGCAAAUCCUUUCAAGCUGUCAGCUAGAUGGCAACUGUUGGUGGACAUCCAUUUUCAGGUCCUUCCAGAGAUGUUCAAUAGGGUUCAAGUCGGGGCUCUGGCAGGGCCACUCUAGGAUAUUUACAGAGUUGUCUCUAAGCCAUUCCUGUGUGCUUAGGAUCAUUGUCAUAUUGGAAAAUGAUCUUCAGCCCAGUAUGAGAUCCUGGGUGCUGUUAUACAGAUUUAUUGAGUACUUUGUUCCAUUCAGCUUUCCCUCAACCUAGACCAGUCUCCUAGUCCUUGCUGCUGAAAAACACCCUCACUGCAUGAUGCUGCCACUACCAUGCUUUACUGCUGGGAUGAUAUUGAGCAGGUGGCUGAUUUCCUCCAAACAUAACGUUUAAAAUUGAGGCCAAACAGUUCAAUCUUGGUUUCAUCAGACCAGAGAAUUUUGUUCCUCAUUGUCUGAGACUCCUUAAGGUGCUUUUUUGCAAACUCCAAGCAGGCUUUCAUGUGUUUUGCACUAAAGAAAGGCUUCCGUCUAGCAAUUCUGCUAUAAAGGCCAGAUUGAUGGAGGGUUGCAGUGAUGGUUGUCUUUUGGGAACUCUCCCAUCUCCACACAAGAUCAAGCUCAGAGGUUCUUGGUCACCUCUGUUACUAAGGCUCUUCCCUCUUCAGGCAGUUCCUUUGACCUCAUGGCUUUUGCUCUGCUACAGUAUGUAUUGUUAGCUGUGAGGUGUGCUCCUUUCCAAAUCAUGUCCAACCAAUUAAAUUUACCACAGGUAGACUCCAAGGUGUAGAAACAUGUUAGCAGCAAUCAAGGGAGGCACCUGAACUAAAUUUCAAGUAUCGUUGCAAAGGGUCUGAAUAAUUAAACCAAUGUGAUAUUUCAGUUUUUUCUUUUUAAUAAAUUUACAGAUAUUUCUAACAUUCUGUUUUUGUCAUUAUGGGAUAUUGAGUGUAGAUUAAUGAGGAAAAAAAAAUGAAUUUCAAUAACUAGAAUCAGGCUGCAGCAUAACAAAAUUGACAAAAGUGAAGGUGUCUGAAUACUCUGUAGUUCAGUAUUGUAAUGCUAGCAAAAUAGUCAAGUAAAAUGCAUUUCAUUUAUAUUAUGGAUUGUAGAGCACCAAAGAAUUGUUACAUUGGAUUAUGAUUUUAUGCUUCCUUUUUAGUAUGGUAAAUCUGUCUGAAGGUACAAUCUAAAACAUUUUUAUUAGAAAGCCAUUUGAAUUCAUUGUGGCUUCCUUCCAAGUAAAUAUGGAAUCUAUAAUUCUGAAUCAUACAAGUGUAUUUUAAUAUCUAGCCUAUUUUGGGAUUUAUAAUUUUUAUUUCCCACUUGUAGCAAGGUAUAAAUUUCCCUUUUGUUUUUCAGGCUCUUGUUGCAAUCUAGUUUUAAAUGCUUGAAUGCUUUACCAGUCUGACAUAAGUACUCUGUGCAAGAAUGUGUGUAUAUAUAUGCACAAAGCUGAAAGAACUGAUAUAUGAGUGAAGCCAUAGAAAAUAUUUGCUUGAAAUUUCCUCGGGCAGGGAUCUUAUAAAGGGCCAGAAAUAUGGACAGUUCAUAGGUAUCAUUAAAUAGGGCAUCUAUACAAAAAGUAGGAGAAAUUUAUAAAGGGCAUUGGCAAUAAAUUUUGUUGCAGCUUUUAUUUUCAAGUUGCUGUAAAUAUCACACAUUAUGUACAGCCUAGGAAUGGCAUCUUUUUGACCAACCCCAGGAAUUUUUGUUUCUUCCAUUUUAUAUACAAUUGUAUAUAUGUACAUGUGUAAAUAUAUAUAUGGUGCUCACUUUAGAUCAGCGGUGUUGACCAUUAUGCUGCGUAGCUGUAAAAUAGCCUUUAGUUAUGUAUGGUUGGGUGAACUACUUGGGUGUACAAAUGUUAGCCUGAAUGUUGUCUUUUAUUCAUCUGCUCACAAGUGAAUGACUGUGCAUGUAUUAUAUGUUGUAUUAUGUUCUGUUAAAGGAGGGAGAGAAUAACCACUACAUGAAAAUAUAUUGGACCAAACUAUAUAGAACAAGUAACAGUUUUCUGUACUCCUCAAUUUUAUCUUGACAAAUUGCUUAUAGUUACUGUAGCAUAUAAAUAUUGUGAAAACAACUAGUCUUGUAUUUUUCUGUAUGAAUAUAUAAUGUACCUCUAGCAAUUUAUCUGUAUUUAAGAUGUGACAAUCUUGACAGAAGAAUUAAUUUUGCAAGUAGCAAUUAAAUUAAGCAGAAUUGAAUGCAGAAAACUUAAGUGUUUUAAGAGAGGAUACAGAAAUAUCAGUUGAUCUUUGUCAGUUGCUUCCAGCAAUGUUUGGCUUUUUUCACUAUGUAACUAUUCAUGGUGUGUGACAAAAAUCCAAUUAAUAAAAAUGAUCUCUUGAUCAGUGCAAAAAA